Clonostachys byssicola is the source of this 882-nucleotide messenger RNA. The record is from the annotation of a GenBank genome assembly. Lineage: Eukaryota; Fungi; Ascomycota; Sordariomycetes; Hypocreales; Bionectriaceae.
AUGUCGGGUCGGGCCAAGAUCACGGUUCAGCCAUCUAGUACCAGAACGCAUCAUCAACUCCCGUGGUUGACGACUUACCAAAGCUUCAACCCGGAUAAAGAACCGCCCUACAAUCGCUUCGGUUCACUUACAGCUAUAGGCGAAGAUGUGGUCCAACCGCAGUCUGGUUUUCCAACACAUCAUCACCAGAACUUCGAGAUUUUCACCUAUGUACUAUCGGGUGAAUUGACACAUCGCGAUUCAAGGCUUACGCAAGCCAAAGCGGAACAGGAUGGAGAUCGGUCAAAAGAUUUCUAUCGUAUGCGUCGCAAUGACGUUCAAUUGACGACAACAGGAAGUGGCAUUUCCCACUCUGAAAUCAAUGAACAUGUGUCUGAGGCUGUUCACUUGCUUCAGAUCUGGGUCGCACCAUGGAAACUGGGGUUGACUCCGGCAUAUCGGAAUCUCAGUUUCAGCGAGGACAAGAAAAGGCUGAACUUCCUCAAAUUCAUCAGCCCAUUCAAGUCUGGUAUUCCCGCAACAAUUGAACAUGAAGGCGAUUCGAAACCGGCUGAGCCUGAGACGUUGCCGAUACAUGCGGACUUCGUUGCAGCAGCCGGCAUCAUUGCUCCAGGCAGGGAGUUUCACUGGGCGAUGGGUGGCCGUGUCACUACGGACAAUGCAAGGAAGGUAUAUGUGCAUCUUCCGAUGACGAGAAAUGGCGAGGCAAAUGUCCGCUUGUGUGUGAACGGCGUUUCGACUGUAGAGUUGUCGGAAGGAGACGGUGCCUUCAUUGAGCACGUUACCAAAGAUGACGAGCUUACCGUGAAGAACAUUGGCUUGCUAGAUACGGAAGUACUGGUUCUUGAUGGAGCUGCCACAUUCGGUGUUACAGAACAAUAG